UGUUUAUCUUCUCAGAUCUUUUACCGCCUAAUUUUAUAGAUAGAGGUAGAACUAGGAGCAUCAAAUUCGAAUUUAUACUUGGGGAAAAGAAAUGGGGAAACCCAGCGGGAAAAAGAACAAACAGGUGGUGGGCAUUACGAAACAAGGGAAAUCUGCGGAGAAAACUUCCAAAGCGUUUGAUGAAGAUACAGCCGUCUUCAUUAACAUGUCACAAGAAUUGAAAGAUGAAGGCAAUCGACUCUUCCAACGGAGGGACCAUGAGGGAGCGAUGCUCAAGUACGAAAAGGCUCUCAAAUUCCUUCCGAGUAAUCAUAUAGACGUCGCCAAUUUACGCAGCAAUUUGGCCUCUUGUUACAUGCAGAUGGAUCUCGGAGAAUUCCCCAGAGCAAUACACGAAUGCAAUUUAGCUCUAGAAAUCUCUCCUAAGUUUACCAAAGCCUUACUGAAGAGGGCCAGGUGUUAUGAAGCUCUCAACAGGCUUGAUUUAGCCUUAAGGGAUGCUAACAAUGUUUUGAGUCUUGAACCUAAUAAUUUGAUGGCGAUGGAGGUUGCAGAGUGUGUGAAGAAAUCAAUUGAGGAUAGAGGUCUAAAUUUCGAGGAUAAGCAGAUUGUUCCUACUCCCGAGUAUGUUCAGCCUCCUUUAAAGCCUGUGGUGAAGGAGAAGGUCAAGAAAAAGAAGGGCCACAAGUUGCAGCAAUCUAACAUUAAGUUGAAGGAUGAAAUUGACAAAGUGAGUGUAAAGGAAGAGAUAGUGGUGACUCUGGUGACAAAGACUGUGAAGUUAAUAUUUGGUGAAGACAUAAGAUGGGCUCAAUUACCCCUCAAUUGCGACCUUUGCCUAGUAAGAGACAUAGUCAAGGAUCGAUUCCCCAAUUUAAAAGGCGUUCUUAUCAAGUACAAGGACAUAGAAGGUGAUCUAGUAACUAUCACUACAACCGAUGAACUGAGGUUAGCCGAAUCAUCAGGUGAUCAUCAACAAGGUUCUCUAAGAUUCUACAUUGCAGAAGUUACACUUGACAAAGAACCGGCAUAUGAAGGAAGGAAGAACGAGAAAACAGAGGAGAAGAAUGUGGAACCGCUUAAGGAAGUUACAUUAAUCGAUGAUUGGAUCAUCCAGUUUGCGAGGUUAUUCAAGAAUCAUGUUGGGUUUAAUUCAGACUCAUACUUGGAUCUUUACGAUCUAGGAAUGAAGAUGUAUUCAGAAGCUAUGGAAGAAACUGUUACGAGUGAGGAUGCUCAAGAACUCUUCAGCUUUGCUGCUGAUAAGUUUCAAGAGAUGGCAGCUUUGGCUUUGUUCAAUCGGGGCAAUGUUCACAUGUCAAGGGCGAGAAAACGGUUGUAUUCCACCGAAGAAGGUUCUAAAGAACAGAUACUUUCGCAGGUUAAAACAGCUUAUGAAUGGGCGAAGAAAGAAUAUGUUAAGGCAGGAAUGAAAUACGAAGAAGGUUUGAAAGUCAAACCGGAUUUCUACGAAGGAUUACUUGCACUUGCACAACAGCAAUUUGAACAAGCGAAGCUUUCUUGGUAUUAUGCAAUUGGAAUUGAAGUUGAUCUCGAAUUGGAAAAGGAAUUGGCAUCAGAGAUUAUGGAUCUUUACAAUAAGGCCGAGGAUAAUAUGGAGAAGGGAAUGCAGAUGUGGGAGGAAAUUGAGGAACAACGGCUUAAUGGGCUGUCUAAGUUUGAUAAAUACAAAGACGAGAUACAAAGAUUGGGAUUUGUUCAUUUACUGAAAGAUAUAUCGGCUGAUGAAGCUUCAGAGAAAGCUUCCAAUAUGAGGUCUCAGAUUUAUAUCUUGUGGGGUACUUUGUUAUAUGAACGUUCUGUUGUGGAAUUCAAGUUGAGUUUGCCAACAUGGGAAGAAUGUUUGGAGGUUGCAGUCGAGAAAUUUGAACUUGCUGGAGCUUCUUCAACUGAUAUAGCUGUAAUGAUAAAGAAUCAUUGUUCAAAUGACUCUGCUGUUGAUGGUUUCGUAUUCAAGAUUGAUGAGAUAGUACAGGCAUGGAAUGAGAUGUACGAUGCGAAAAGGUGGCAGCUUGGCAUGCCAUCUUUCAGAUUAGAACCUCUAUUCAGAAGGAGAGCUCCAAAACUCCAUUCCAUGUUGGAACAUGUUUGAGAUUUGUUCUUUUUUUUGUUAUAGUAAUGUCUUAAAAGAUGCACGAGAUUCCAGCUGCUGCCUAUUUGCUAUGUUUUCAUCAAGUAUGAUAGGUUUUGGCCAGUCUCACAGUUCGUUGGAGGCAAAAACGAUGUUUUCUGCCAUAUUUUCCGUUUUUUCUCUUCUAAUUUGAAUCGACUAUGGAGCCAGCCAUAUAGGCAUUCUUUUGACAUCCCUGGUAUUUGGAGGAAUGAAGAACUCUCAAAGUGGUAUUUUAAUUCUUUGACCCUGAUAGUUAAUUUGAAGAUUUUGGUGGUUUCAAUAUUUAUUGGUUUUGUAGUCAUAUUUGAAAAAGGUUAAACUAUUGUUGCUAUUAUUUCAUUGUUGUCAAAGAAAAGAGGUUAAAAACAACGGGUUUAAUUAGGGUUGAGUUUUGUUUUGGGCAAAUCCAAUCCCAACCCAUUUUUGUUUUUGUUUUGUAUAAUCUAUUUCGGGUUGGUAUAAUUUCGGAUUAAAUAUAUUGAUGAGAUAAUAAAUUUUUGAGUAAUA
Molecule: messenger RNA, 2641 nt
Organism: Impatiens glandulifera
Lineage: Eukaryota; Viridiplantae; Streptophyta; Magnoliopsida; Ericales; Balsaminaceae
Product: protein PHOX1-like
Exons: 4
Coding region: 92-2113 (673 amino acids)
Molecular function (GO): protein binding
Source: RefSeq, a predicted model, not a curated record